Molecule: messenger RNA, 1956 nt
Organism: Drosophila pseudoobscura
Lineage: Eukaryota; Metazoa; Arthropoda; Insecta; Diptera; Drosophilidae
Gene: slp2
Product: sloppy paired 2
Exons: 1
Coding region: 266-1669 (467 amino acids)
Biological process (GO): regulation of transcription by RNA polymerase II
Cellular component (GO): nucleus
Molecular function (GO): sequence-specific double-stranded DNA binding; DNA-binding transcription factor activity
Source: RefSeq, a predicted model, not a curated record
UUGGAAUAUUGGGAAUUCUUGUUUUUAGUCUACACUAAACCCGACAGAGCAACGGACGUGAGGGAUCUCAAUACGACGACGAACAAAAGUCUCGUCUCGCGUCGGCAAAACUGAACGUAACGAAAUCUGAGACUUAACGAAGCCUCAAGCCAGAGCCAGAGCCAGAGCCAAUUUGAAUUUGAAUUGUUUACGAAAAUACGAAGAAUAUAAUGGCUUUGCUGUCCAUUGUUGUUGGGUAAAACUGGUAGCAGCAGGCUGUGCAAAAAUGGUGAAGAUCGUUGAUGGUCUCCCCGAGAUCAGCGCUCACGCCCAUCAUCACCAUACGCCCACGCUUGCGCAUCAUCAUCCGCUCUCGCAUCCGCUCUCGCAUCCCCUCGCGCAUCAUUCGCAUCCACAUCCCGUCGGCAUUAAUCUCACGAAUCUGAUGAAAAUGGCCAGAACGCCGCAUCUAAAGUCGAGCUUUUCGAUCAACGCCAUACUGCCGGAGACCCUGGAGCAUCACGACGAUGAGGAGGAGGACAAAGCCGAAGAGAAUCACAAUCAAUCGAAGUUUCUGCCCAACCACAAUAACAACAAUCCCGUGGCCACGCCUUGGGGCAAUGAGGAACACGAUCAGGACCACGAUCAUGAGCCCGAAAGCGAUGUGGAGUCCGAUCUGGAUGUGACGUCGAUGUCGCCGGCCCCGGCUGUCACCCACAACGAGAGCGAUGUGGAUGAGGUGGACGACGACGACGUGGACGAGGACGUGGACUGUGAUGCCGAUGGGGACGGCGAGACCACUGACGGCGACGCGGAGACCAAGUCCGCCGAUGGCAAGCCCGUGAAGGAUAAGAAGGGCAACGAGAAGCCCCCCUACAGCUACAAUGCCCUGAUCAUGAUGGCCAUUCGCCAGAGCCAGGAGAAGCGGCUGACCCUCAACGGGAUCUACGAGUACAUCAUGACGAACCAUCCCUACUACCGGGACAACAAGCAGGGCUGGCAGAACUCCAUCCGGCACAACCUCAGCCUCAACAAGUGCUUCGUGAAGGUGCCCCGGCACUACGACGAUCCCGGGAAGGGCAACUACUGGAUGCUCGACCCCUCGGCGGAGGAUGUCUUCAUCGGGGGAUCCACUGGCAAGCUGAGGCGGCGCACCACGGCCGCCUCGCGCUCCCGCCUGGCGGCCUUCAAGCGAUCGCUGAUUGGACCCAUGUUCCCCAGUCUGGCGGCCUAUCCCCAGUUCGGACAGUUCCUCACGUAUCCCCCGUCGGCGCCCAGUCUCCUGGCCAGCAUGUACCAGCGCUACAAUCCCUUUGCGCCAAAGAGCGGACCCGGCGGACUGCCCGGCAUGCCGCCGCCUCCGCCCGGACCAGGACCUGGUCAGGGGCUGCCGCCGCCUCCGUUUGGAGUGCCUCCGACCGGCAACGAGCUCUACCAGCGACUCCAGUACCAACAGCUGUUGCAUCAACAUGCGGCGGCCGCCGCUCUGGCGGCACAUCAAAGACAGCUCUCCGCGGCGGCGGCGGCGGCGACAGCACCGCAGCCGCAUAUGACACAUCUGGGGCAGCCGCCCUCGUCGCCCAGCCACCUCCACGGUGGCGGCGGCGGCAGCAACGGAGGAGGCGACUCGCCAGGUCCCUCACCGCAGCCGCUGCUCAAUCCGGUCACCGUCGUCUCGCGCAACAGCUGAAGGGGCAAGCAAGGGGCACCAAAAAUCGCUCUUGGACUCGUGAUCUGGAGUUGGUUUAGUUUAAGUAAUGAUUGUACAUAGAAAUAGCCGCGACUGAGGCGCUAGACGCUUGUAUAUAGAGAAACCAGGAGGGGUGGAGCAGGUAUUCGGUUGCCUUUGCAGAGUUGGAGACGAGCAGGGAUGUGGUAAGGAUAUGUGGGUGGAAGAGAGGCAGCUAAGAAGUUAUCAGAACUUUCUGUGUGAACCAUAGACGAAGAUCUCAAUAGGUCUUAAUUUUUAUUAGCCCA